UUUUCAUUGUGUAACAAGUGGGCAUAAACAACUAGAUAGCAAUGGCGACCGAACGUGUUCUCAAGUUUAUAUACAUAUUAUGUUUAACCAUGUAUGUAUACUGUUUCAGUAAAACGGAUGAAAACGAUCCUUGGUUUGAGUAUGAAGGUGCUCGCUACUACUUUAGCGAUGGACUCGAGCCCUAUGUAAACUGGAACGGGGCUAUAGAAAAAUGCUCUAGCUAUGGGGCCAACAUGGUAGCUUACGGCGAUAAAAUAGAGAUGGGAAUGUUAUACAGUCAGAUUUCAGAAACAACAUGGGUAAAAAGAUCAAGCGGGAAUCCUGGCUAUUGCUAUGUUUUUCUACAUUCUGAGGGAUCUGGUGAAGAAGACGGCGUUUAUCAUUUCGAUGCAAUCGGUGAUAACAGAAGGUUUUUCAUUGGAUUUCGUUCCUGUGACGACAAAUUACCUUUUAUUUGUAAAAAAGGAAACUUCACCGGUUUUAAGAAAGAGGUGGUCAAAACUUUUGACAGACUGGAUCACCGCACCUACCAGUGUGACGUCACGAACCUCUUUUACCGCGGUCAGUGUCUGGUGACGGUUGAAACCCCACUUCCGUUUGAUGAGGCGAACCAAAUGUGUUCUUCUAAUGGCGGCAGUUUGAUGGAAAUAAUUAACGAUGUUGAUUACACGUUACUGGACUACGAGCUGCAGGCUAGAAAUGUAACUGGCGAUGUCUGGGUUGGAUUGUCUAAUCGUGUGAUAAGAAAUGAAACUACAAAGAAAGAGGAUAUAAAAAAAUAUGCAUUUCCAUGGUUCAAGAAUUGUAAUGUUUACUCUGGAGGAAGGUUACACAGUAAACCGUGUCAGAGCCGACAGCCGUUUGUGUGUCGGUUGCCGGUAGAGGAAAUGUACAACUCUACCAAUCAGACAGUCCCCUUUAGACACCAUCACCACACCCAUCACCAUUGUCCGGGGCUACAGAUAAGAUACUUAGACCAUUGCUACAAAAUUCAUUCAGAACACUACUACAGCUGGCAUCAUGCGAAAGAUUACUGCAAGAAACACAAGAUGGGGUUAAUGAUUAUCCAUUCAUACGAGGAGUUUCAAUUUGUGAGGACACAUCUAGGGAAUAUAAGCAACAUUUGGGUCGGAAUGUACACAACGAAAACAGGUCAGUUAGAAUCCCUGGACCAUAACACCUGGAACCUAACGGCGGAAUCAGCGGACUCAAACGACAACCACACAAGAGAGUGUGUGGCCUUCAACCACGUAUCAGCUAUGCUGCAGUUCAAGAGCUGUAAGGUCAAGAUGAAUUUUGUUUGCACAGGUAAACAUAAGGAUAGACAUCAUGACGAAAAAUAUCACGAGAAAACUCAUAUGUUUGUUGCUGCGAUAGUGGGCGGUGUCCUUGCUGCAGUUGUUGUCGUAGGGUUACUGGUUGUUAUUGGUUACAAGCGAAGGAACACACUCUUAGCUGGACGAUUAUAUAUUCACUCACGUUUUCGAAAUCACUCAGUGGACGAGUAACGACUCUCACGCC
Physella acuta is the source of this 1521-nucleotide messenger RNA. Its product is annotated as macrophage mannose receptor 1-like. The record is from RefSeq and is a predicted model, not a curated record. Lineage: Eukaryota; Metazoa; Mollusca; Gastropoda; Physidae.